AGAGUUCGCUAUCUAGUAUUAUCAAAGAAGUCUGUAGUUUGUGGCAUGAACUAAGAUAUAUCUUAGUUCAUGGUUUGUGGUUAUCAAAUUUACGUUUUACACUCUUUGCCUUCGCCUAUUUGUUACUUCUCACGUGUACCUAUAUUGUCGUGCUGUGUAAUGAAAUUACGAAUUGAGUAAAAUGAGUAAAAUUGAACAUUUGGUUGUGGAUACCGCCGGUUUCAUUGACAAAGCACCACUCCAAGACUUCGGUUUGAACAUCCACACUAUUCAAGAAGUGGUGAACGAAGUGACAAAUAAACGUCAAAAAACAGAUCUAUCAGUAUUGCCUUACACUCUCAACAUUAAAACCGUGUUUCCCGAACAUAUUCAGUUUGUUGUUGAUUUUUCAAAAAAGACUGGUGACUACCCGAAUCUAUCUGUCACCGAUAUUAAAGUAAUAGCUUUGGCUUAUCAGAUACAUAAAGAAAAUUAUGGUACAGACAAUUUGAGAACUGAACCAAUUUCUAAAUCAGUUGUGUUUGAAAAACCUGAGGUUAAUGAAAAUACCGUUGGAUUUUAUGAUCCAGACCGUUUGAGUGAUGAUGUGUCAGAAUUGGAGAUUGAUGAUGGGUGGAUUACAGAAGAUAAUAUAAAAGAUAUCAAUAAAAAUAAUGGAGACGAUCUCACUGAAGAAAAAGCCAAAGUCGGUUGCAUUACCACUGAUUAUGCCGUACAAAAUGUGCUCAAACAAAUAGGCCUCUCUGUUAUUGCAUUAGAUGGCCGUGUGAUUAAAGAAGUUCGGACUUACAUAAGACGCUGUUAUGGAUGCUUUACAUUGACAUCCAAUAUGACAAGAUUAUUUUGCCCAAAAUGUGGGAACAAAAGCUUAAAACGAGUAGCUGUGUACUUGGAUGAAGAUGGAAAACAACGUGUGUACAUUAAUGGUAAAAGACCUUUAAGUAUUAAAGGUAAGAAGUAUUCAUUACCUAAACCACAAGGUGGUAAACACGCAGUCAACCCAAGACUGGUAGAAGAUCAACCAAUGCCACAUCAACGACCAACUAGGUUGGCUAAAUCCAAAACCAAUGCUUUGGACCCAGAUUAUACAGCUAAAUUGUCUCCUUUCGCUACAAAGGAUGUUUAUUCCAAAUCUGCCAUGCUUGGUUUCAAAGGUUCAGUACAGAAACAAUGGAUGAAAAGGAAUCCUAAUGAAUCCAAUAAGAAAUGUAAGAAAUAAAUUAUGUAUUUGCAAUAAAAAAAAAACACAAUGAUUACAAUUAUCGAAUUUUUUUUUUUAAUUCCCACAAUUUUAUUAUAUAAUCAUUCCAAUUAUUUACUUUAUAUUGUUUUUAUAAUCAAUCUUGUAAAAACUGAAAGCAAAUUAGAUUUAUAGUCUAUAAGCUGGUUCAUCUUAAAAUAAUAAAAAAAGCAGGUCAUCGGAA
This is a messenger RNA of Myzus persicae (green peach aphid), 1424 nucleotides long. Its product is annotated as RNA-binding protein NOB1. The transcript has a single exon. Bases 182 to 1219 code for a protein of 345 amino acids. Gene Ontology annotation, molecular function: RNA endonuclease activity. The record is from RefSeq and is a predicted model, not a curated record. Lineage: Eukaryota; Metazoa; Arthropoda; Insecta; Hemiptera; Aphididae. Gene Ontology annotation, biological process: maturation of SSU-rRNA; ribosomal small subunit biogenesis. Gene Ontology annotation, cellular component: preribosome, small subunit precursor.